UCAACACUGACUUGAAUGUUCAAGUUCCGAUUCCAAUUUUGAUGAGAAUCCAAACUACAUCAUAUCAUUCUGCCUUCUAGAUACGUAGAACUAAAGGAUUUAGGACCGGCCAUCCUAAAUAUCACAUUGAUAACAACGGAGAGAUUCAUUUCCUAACGUGAUACACGCGUAUCGGGCCUUGUUCUCUUGAGUUUCUCGCGUUUAACGUAUCGAUUAUUGAGGGAGAGACUCGGGUAGAACAGCUGCAAGUGACAACUCAUCUGUUAGGAUUCCCCGUCUCAACCAUAUCGGAAAUCACCACUUUUGCUUUCAUCCUUGACUCAUCGACUUUAUCGUCCUAUCUUAUCCUCUCGCCGCUUCGCCCUUUGAUCUGUUCGUCCGCCGCUACGUCGUGUAGAAUCCUGGCGUGUUUUCAUAAUGGCUGGCUCCCUGGCGGCGCUUAAGAACUUGCCUUGCCCGGCGGGGGAUAACUGUGAUGCUUUUCAGUGCCUUUUCAAGCAUAAUAAAGAUGCCAAUAUAGCUCCGACUGCUAAAAGCUCGGAGCAGCAGCUCGUCCAUGCAACCGCUACACCAUCUUUGGAUCAAGCCUUGCCGAGAAAAAGGAUUAAACUGGACUCAACAUCGUCACAUCUAGAACCAAAAGAGCGGUCACCUACAGCAUCCGGGAAACCUGCGUCAGCACAGUCUCAGAUUAAAAAACCCCAAAGGGCUAUGUCUCCUCAAAACGAACCGGCAGUUAGUAAAAUGCCCAAGCCUUCACUCACUACAGACCGAAAGCACCGUAUCUCAACUGGAGAAACCAGCCAGCUCGAUAGUAGACAAAAUGAGGGCCUGGUUGGUAACCAUUCUUCUAAAGCUCAAGGAUUAAAGAGUUCAUCAAACUCUACACACACACGCAAUACCCUAACACCUUCCUCUACUGGGCAAUCAUCUAAACCAGUACCCAAACCAACCCCUAAGAAACCAGAAGCACUAAAUCCCCGCCUCCUCAAGUCAUCGCCAGCUAAGCACGACACCCGAUUGAAACUCGUCAAGGCUCUACAUGAACAAUACGUCCGCUUGAACACCGGGUUGAGGAAGGAUACCGAUAAAGCAGUAUCGAAGCUGGUUCUUUCCGACCAGGAACUAAUCGUGAAGACGCUCGAUGACGAGCAAGAGAUAGCAAUCAAGCGAUUCCAGAUAUAUGCUAACGCCAUCAGAAACAAAAUCAUGGCGUAUAAGCGCAUGACCGUUGCCCAAUGGAAAGAGGAAAGGAUGCUGGCUACUAAAGAUAAUAACGCACAGAACGAAGGGAAUUCACCAGCUGCGCCCGAACCCGUCGUUACCGGUUUAACCCCGGCUCAGGAGGUUGAUUUCUUGCAUAGGCUGGUCUGGCCUCUCGAUGGCCUCGAGAAGUAUGGCUAUGUGGCUUCGAUCCCGUCAGUUGAGGACAUCGAAAAAGCCAAAGAAAGCGUCGAAGCUUCCGGUAACGUGGAGGUAUGCGACAGAUGUACGCGACGGUUCCAGGUCUUCCCUGGUCGUAGAGGAGAGGAUGGAGCUUUGACAUCUAAUGGUUCUUGCACAUAUCAUCCGGGCAAGGUUUAUUUUACGGAGCGAGGACCUGGUAAAUUAGCGAAAAGCCAGAAGAAAUAUCGUUGCUGCCACCAAAAUGUUGAUGAUGACUCGGGAGGAUGUACUACGGCACUUACUCACGUUUUCAAGACAACAGAUCCCAACCGGCUUGCGAGUCUACUCAACUUUGCUGAGACUCCCCCUAAUCCGAAUAUCCCCGCGGACAGAGCCGUGUGCUUCGACUGCGAGAUGGGUUAUACCGUUUAUGGACUUGAGCUCAUCAGAUUGACAGCAGUAUCUUGGCCUAGUUACGAGCUGUUGCUAGAUAUCCUUGUUCAGCCGUUCGGGGAAGUUUUGGAUCUGAAUACUCGUUACUCUGGCGUGACUCCCGAGGAUAUGGUUUCUGCCGAACGAUGGUCUCCAGGAGACGAUCAUAAACCAAAUUCCACUACCUCUGAGCACAAGCCAAAACUUAAGCUCGUUCCGUCCCCCAAGGCGGCACGGGACCUCCUAUUUUCACUUAUCUCUCCCGAGACCCCUCUCAUAGGGCAUGGUCUCGAGAACGACUUAAACGCCUCCCGAAUUAUCCACCAUACCUGCGUUGACUCAGUCCUACUAUUUCCGCAUAAGCGAGGCUUGCCACAUAGAAACGGUCUUAGGAUGUUGAUGGAAACACUGUUAAACCGGAAGAUCCAGAAGGAAGCGGACGAGACUACACCAGAGGGGCACGACAGCGCAGAGGAUGCCAGAGCCGCAGGGGAGCUGGUUAGACUAAAGGUGCGGGAUGAGUGGAAGGAUUUUAGAAUGAAGGGUUGGUCCCUACAAGAUGGAGAAAUCGUUCCGCCGGAUGAAGCAUGGACAGUAGUAGGGGCAAAGAAGUAAGGCAUCCGUCCGAUGGAGGAAAUUGCCCAUUGUUCCAUGUAAGGGUUUUAAAGGUUACUUCACUAUACCGCACGGCGCUGGUAGUUUCGUUUAGCCUUUCCUGGACGGGCUAUAGAAUCGUGUCAUUUGCUUGGGGCGUAUUACGUUGAUAGAUUCGUCUGAAUACGAUAAGGAACGCAGGAAUGAAUAAAUAUUUAAUCAUCAACAACGAA
This is a messenger RNA of Daldinia vernicosa, 2645 nucleotides long. RefSeq lists its product as uncharacterized. The transcript has a single exon. The record is from RefSeq and is a predicted model, not a curated record. Gene Ontology annotation, cellular component: nucleus. Bases 418 to 2433 code for a protein of 671 amino acids. Lineage: Eukaryota; Fungi; Ascomycota; Sordariomycetes; Xylariales; Hypoxylaceae. Gene Ontology annotation, molecular function: exonuclease activity; nucleic acid binding.